AUGGUCGUUUACAAACUGUAUUACUUUCCGCACAUGGGACGUGAAGAAAUAGUUCGUCUGAUGUUUGCACAUGCUAACAUUGAAUACGAAGAUAUACGGAUACCGUAUGAAGAAUGGCCCUCGAAAAAGUCAACAAUGCCCUUUUCCCAACUACCGGUGUUCAAGAUAGAUGGUGACAUCAUAUGUCAGAGUGGGGCGAUACUAAGAUAUGCAGCUCAGAAAUGUGGCCUUGCUGGGUGUAACGAUUUAGAAGUGGCGAAGGCAGACAUGAUCACUGAAUGCUUCUUCGAUAUUAUGCUGAGAUUCCCUUGGCUUGAAACUGAUGAAGCCAAAAAAGCGGAAAGCAUGCGGAAAUGUCUUUACGAGUCUGUACCUCCAUCUUUGAAGCAAAUUGAAGCAAUGUUGGUUAAGAAUGGAGGAGACUAUUUUGUCAGCCAGUUGACACACGCUGAUUUUGCCCUCUUAAACGCUGGUCAAUAUCUUCUUGAACACCGUGAGGAUAUCUUUAAAGACACCCCAAUUCUAUUCAAACAUUUUAAGAAGAUCGAAAGUCUUCCAAGUAUUGCUCAGUGGCUGAAAGUUCGUCCCGGGCAGUGAAAUGCACAAGAUGUGUCUUCUGAGGGAAGCCUGUUGCUGCAAAGUAGUACAGAAAGUUUCUUCUUUAACUAACACCUUAAUAACUGAUCUUCAAGUGAAAUGGACAUAACGUUUGUUUAGCACAUGUACAAAAGCUCUGAAGCUGUCUCUUAUUCAGCAAUACUUAUUAAUUUAGUAAGGGGUCUUAAAGAGAAGCCACCAACCAUAAGAAAUGUUACAGAUUUUACUACAUUGUUUUACCUAAUCCUAACAUACUAACAUGAAGUUAUACACAUAGAUUAGAUCUUGGAUGAAUACGUGAUUUGUUUUAAUAUAACACAACUACCGUUGAAG
Messenger RNA from Ciona intestinalis (vase tunicate), 930 nucleotides. The record is from RefSeq. Lineage: Eukaryota; Metazoa; Chordata; Ascidiacea; Phlebobranchia; Cionidae.